Molecule: messenger RNA, 11760 nt
Organism: Oncorhynchus mykiss (rainbow trout)
Lineage: Eukaryota; Metazoa; Chordata; Actinopteri; Salmoniformes; Salmonidae
Source: RefSeq, a predicted model, not a curated record
UCGUUGCGUCCCUUCGCUGUUUUUAUUCACCUGACGAACAUGGCCGCUGAUGAUUGAAGGAUACCUCGGAUCUCUUGUGAUUUCUUAACUUGAGCAAUAAACAUGCGCCAUUUGACGAUUUCAUUGUAUAAUAUGUGAAUGAACAUCUUUAUGAAGCGAUAAAUUGGGAAGUAGCACUCUAAACCAUGCUGAAGUGGUUUUCCAAUGAAGAUGGCACUCCUGGCCAGGGAGCGCUCGGCUCUCCCCAGGGUGGUGGUGGUGCUGGAGGAGGAGAAGGAGGCCAGGCAGCCCUGGUGGAGGUGGCGGAGCGGCUGGCCCAGACAGAGCAGCUGGUGGCCCAGCUGAAGGAGCUGAUCCGUGAGAAGGAUGGCUCGCUGCGCAACAAGGACGAGCAGCUCAAGGCAGAGAAGGAGGCGUGCGAGGCCAAGCUGUCCAAGAUGCGUCUCCAGAACAAAGCCAAGGUCACCUCCCUCAGCGCCCAGCUGGAGGAGCUGAAGAAAGGAGGUGCUGCCGGGAGUGGAGCUGGGGGCCAGGGGACUCCCACCCACAGUAAGAAGGGAGGUGCAGAGGGAAGCGAGCAGGCCAGCCGUGGGAAGAUCCUCCUCCUUAGGAAGAAGGUGGAGGAGCUGGAGCAUCAGCUGUCACAGAGAGAUGAGGAACUGGAAGUCAAGUCACGAGAGCUGGAGGCCCAGAGGCAGCGUGGUGCGGACAUGGACGCCAUGCUGGUGGAGCGAAACAGGAAGCUGUCAGAGAAGGAGGCCUACAUAGUCCACCUGCAGACUGGCAUGGCCACCGGAGAGCAGACGGCCACGCCUCCAGCCCAACCCGACACGGAGCUCAUGGCAUUGCCGGAGGAGAGCGGAGCGGGCUCCCUGGCGGAGCUGCAGCUGCUGGUCCUAAGUCUGACCAGGAAGGUGGGCGAGGGUGAUGAACGUUACAGCCUGCUGCAGGAGCAGACUGAGAGCCUCAAAGAGCUCCUAGUCACAGAAAAGGCCGCCUUCGAGGACAAGGAGAACAUGUACAAGCAAAACAUCCAGACGUUUAAAGACAUCAUUCUGCAGAAAGACAACAAGCUAAUGGAGGUCAACCAGAUGCAUGAGCAGGAGCUCUUCAAGUUGGCCGCCAAGUCUGACGCCAGUGCUGAUCUGGAACAGCUCCUGAAGGCUCUGAAACAGAAACUACAUGAGAAGGAGGAGGUGCUGCAGGGUAAAAACCAGGUGAUUGAUGUCCUCCAGGGGGAGGUGGACUCCAGAGACCAGCAGAUCAAGGACCUUGUGGAGCGGGCGCGGCGGCUGCAGGUGGAGCGCGAGAGCCUCGGGUCCAAGAUGGAGGCUGAGAAGCACGUGAUGCGGGCUCAGCUGCGUGACCUCUUGGAGAAGCAUCAGGGCGAGCUGCGCCGUGCCGCCGAGUGCCACGAGGCCCAGCUGGCCGAGCGGGAGCAGGCACUUCGCGGGCAGCUACAGGAGGAGCUGGGAAGGACCCCUGUCGCCGAGCUUCAGACCCAAACGCAAGCAGGGAGCGGCGGGGAUUCUCCAGCCACGGCCCAGAGGAUGAACGAGCUGGAAGCACAAGCCAAGCUGAAAUCUGAGGAGGCCAGUAAAUCGGAAGCCAAGUUCCUAAAGAUAAAAGCCUGGUCAAAGUCUCGUAUUCGACAGCUGGAGGACGAGCUGAGGAAAAGCCAGUCUGGCAGAGUGGGCCCUGACGUGACGUCCCUGCGUAGCCGCGUCACGGAUCUGGAGGAGGAGCGGGAGGAGACGCUGUGGAAGCUGGAGCAGUACGACGAGAUCAAGGCCAAGAACGAUGUACUGGAGGCCAAGCUGGUGGUGUACGAGGAGCAGCAGAGGAAGAUGGCCUCCGACCUGGAGCAGGUCACCAAGAGAGCCGCCUCUCAGGCCAGCGAGUCAGGUAGCGCCGACGACGCCCAGAGCCAGGUGCUGGACUGGCAGGAGAUGGUGUCGGAGGCGGUGACGGCCAGGGACCGUGCCCGCGAGGAAAAGGCCACCAUGGCCCUGCGCAUGAGCCACAUGGAGGAGGAGAGAGAGGUGCUGGCCAGCCGGCAGCAGGAGUUGGAGGAGGAGCUGGUGCAGGCCCGGGGUCUCACAGGGCUACAUAGGGGCGGCAAGAAAAUGGGAGGCACCGCCCACCAACACAGCCUGCAGGAGGACUUUGAGUUUGAUGGCAAGCAAGCGUUCCACCAGGACCCACACAGUGGCGGAUCUGAGAGCACCACCCCGAUGGAGGAGGGGGAGAACAUGGGAGGUUGGUGGCCUGAGUACACUUCCCCCAACACAGGUGGCCUGCGGUCGGUAGUGGAGGAGUUGGAGCUGGAGAGGAACCAGCUGCAGGAACAGAUCCUAGGACUGGAGGACCGCUGUCAGGACCUUGAGGACCGGCUGCAGCUGCAGGCUCGCAUCGAGUCCCUACAGAACGAGUCCGAGAGACUACAGGGUCAGCUGGCCAGCCUUCGGAGCCAGCAGAGCAGGGAUGCAGAGAAACACCAUCUCCUGGUCACCAGCCUCAACGAGCAGCUCAAAGGACUGAGUGACACCCAAGAGUGUCUCGAAACCUCUCUUAUAGAGAAGGAGAACACAUUAGUCAAGACCUCUGAGAAACUGGAGCUCAUCGACAGCCUCCGAGAUUCUUUCAUGGAAAAGGAGGCGCAGCACAAAGAGGUCGCCGACAAGCUGCUUCAAUCUGAGAACAAUCUCACUGAAGUCUCCACAAAAUGCAGUACCUUUGAAAAACAGUGUUCAGAACUGAAGACAUCGGUUGCAGAUCUCACACAUAAGCUGAGUGUGCUUAAAGAGAAGACACAGAAACAAGAGGCCACAAUAAACACUCUUCAAAAUGACCUGGAUCAGACAAACGAUGAACUGGACAAGUUGAACACCACCCAUCUGGAAGAAAGGUCUCAGCUGAUCCACAACCUUCAAAGCUGUGAACGGGAGAUUGAUAACCUCAGAGAUGUCCUCUCAGACAAGGACAAGGAGAUCUUAGCCCUCUCGGGCAACAUGGCGGAGUACGCAGAGCAGAUCAUGGUGCUGAAGCAGGAGAUUAAGCACAAGGAGGAGGACCUGGUUCGCAUCGAGACCGCCCUCACUAAAUCGGAGCGGGAGGCAGAGAUCAUCAAAGACUCUCAGAACUCGGACCAGCAGGCUCUGUACACCAGGACGGCAGAGCUGGUGGAACAGCUGAAGGAUGCAGAGACUGAGCUGAGCAAGGCCAAAGAGGAGAAGGAGUCGAGGACAGUAGAGGUGGAGGAGCUGAGGAAGCAAGUGGAAGAGGACAAGCGGACCAUCCUGGAACUUCGAGGGGAGAUCCAGCAGCACAACGUGGGCCAUCGUAAUCAUCUCUUAGAGUGCGAAACUCAGAUCUCUUCACUGAAGGAGCAUGUGACUGUUGCUUCCCAGAAACUACAGGAGUCCGAGGGUCUCAUCUCUCAGUUGAGGGAAGCAAGUACAUCCAGCAAGACACUGAAAGACCAGCUCCAGGACAAGGAGCAGACGUAUGAGAAAGAACUAAAAUCGGUCAAGGAGGAACGGAACAAGCUUAACGCAGAGGUGUCCAAACACAUUGAUGACCUUAAGACCCUGUCCAACCAGCUAGAGAAGCAGACAGAGUGUCAGGUACAGUUGAAAAAAGAUAUGCAAGAAAAACUGGAGACAAUAUCCUCUCUUGAGGAAAAACUCAGGGCCAUCCAGGAAGAGGCCGAAGUAGAGCAACAGAAAUUUAACACAGAACUGCAAGUCAGAGAUUCUGAAAAGGAGAAGUUGGCGAAAGACCUGCAGGUUAAAUUGGAAAAUAUCUCAAAUAUGAAGAAGCUCUUGAAAAACAUGAAGACAGAAAAACAACAACUGCAAGCUGACCUGAAGGAGAAGGCAGAUGAACUUAAGUCUCAAAAGCAGCUUGUAGAUGAGCUUAAUAAAACAUCUACGGCAGCUCUUGAACUUAACAGCAGUUUGAACUCUCAAAAAAAUGGCCUCAGAGAGGAGAAUCAGAGGUUGCAACAGGAUGUAGCUGGAAAGCAGAAAUCAAUUUCAGAGAUGACAGAUGAAAGGGAUUCUCUGAGAAACAAAGUCUCUGACUUCGAAACACAGCAUUCAGAAAACAGAAAAGUCAUUGAAGGGCUUCUGAAAGACAAGGAGGAGCUGAGUGUUAGAGCCAAUGAACUGAACAGGGUCCUGGAGCAAAAUAAACAGUCAAUUUCCGAGAGUCUAUUUGAGAAAACAAAUGAAUGUAUUCUUCUAACUAAAACACUCAGGGAAAGGGAGGAGACAGUUGCCCGUUUACAGGUGCAAAUUGACAGUUUGAACACUCAAGUGGAGCAGUUCCAUCACAAAAUUGCUGAAAAAGAGAAGUUUGUCACUGAUCAAAACUCACAAGUAGAGACACAGCAGAGCCAGCUUUCGCAACUCCAGGAAACAAUGUAUUUACUGCAGGAGCAGGAGACUGCCCUGAAAACUGGGCUCACGGAGAAAGACACCGUAUUGCAGCAGAAAUCAGAUGAGUGUAGCUCUUUACAGAAUAAACUUGGGCAGCAGAAAAAGCUUCUAUCCAAGCUACAGGGUGAGACUAAAUCACUUAAAGGACAAUGCUCACAACUGACCCAGUGUCUGGAAGAAAAAGAAGAGACCUUCAGACAAAUGACACAGGACUGUGAAAACCACAAAGCCGAGCUUAACAAGAGGAAUGAGUCAUUGAAGUCACUAAGCAGUCAGCUUGGUGUCAUGAACGAGAGCAGUGCGAAGUUGGAGUCUGAAAAUACAGAGCUGAAAACCACUCUGGAGAACCACGGAGCAGAAAACAACAAGCUGAGGCAUGAGAUGGAACAGAGGCAAGCUGAGGUGGUUGGCCUCCACAGUCACAUCCAGGCACUGAGUGAGCAAAACCAACAACUCCGAGCUGCUUAUGAGAUCAGAGAUCAGGAACUUGCCCAGCAAAUGCACGUUGCAUCUGAGCUUGAUAGAAGGGUAAAUGUGACUCUUGAGCAGAACACAAACCUGUGCUCACAACUGAACAGUCUGACAGAGGAGAAGCAGAUACUGCAACAGGAAUUAGCUUUACAGUCGGAGUCCAUUUCUGAAUUAAGCAAGGAGAAGAACUUACUGAAAGAUAAACUUUCCAAUUUUGAAAUGCAACAUUCAGAAAACUGCAAAAUGAUUGAAGGGCUACUGAGAGACAAAAAGGAGCUCAGUGUAGCAGUAGAGGAACUCAACAAUGUCCUAGAGCAAAACAAACAGACUGUUUCAGAGAGUUUGCUGGACAAAACAAAUAAAUGUACUAAUCUCACCAAAUUGCUUAGAGGGAGUGAAGAGGCACUUGCACAUUCACAAGACCAAGUUGACAGCUUGAACACCCAACUUGAUCAACUGAACAACAACAUAACCGAAAAAGAGAAGACUAUCAGAAAUCAAAACUCACAAUUAGAGGCCCAGCAGAGAGAGUUGUCGCAACUCCAGGAGACAUUGGCUUUAUUACAGGAGCAGGGGACCGCACUGAAAUCUGGGCUAUCAGAGAAAGACACCAUGUUGCAGCAGAAAGCAGAGGAGUGGAGCUCUUUACAGAAUAAACUUAAUCAACUGCAGGGCGAGACUAAAUCACUUGAAGGGCAAUGCUCACAACUGACUCAGCAUCUGGAAGAAAAAGAAGAGACCUUCAGACAAAUGACACAGGACUGUGAAAACCACAAAGAUGAGCUGAACCAGAGGAACGAGUCAUUGAAGUCACUAAGCAGUCAGCUUGGUGUCAUAAACGAGAGCAGUGCGAAGUUGGAGUCUGAAAAUACAGAGCUGAAGACCACUCUGGAGAACCACGCAGCAGAAAACAAGAAGCUAAGGGAAGAGAUGGAACAGAGGCAAACUGAGAUAUUAGAUCUUAGGGACAACAUCCAAGCAUUGAAUGAACAGAAUGUCAGACUAAAAACCGAACUCAAAAACUCUGUCACAGAGGCAUCCAAGAAACUUGAAGAGAUUUCAGUUCUCAAGGCAGAGAUUUCUAACAGGGACAGUUAUGUGUCUAAUUUAACAAAGCAACUGACAGCAGCCUGCUCGGACAGGGAUAGCUUAGGUUUGAAUUUGCAGCAGAGAGGUGAGUCCCUAAAACAGCAGGAGAUGUUUAUUAAGCAGUUGCAAACUAAGUCAGUAGAGGGGGAGGGUCAGAUGAGCCAGGCCAUCACUGAGCUGCAGACACAAGCUCAGAGUCUUCAGAAAAGCCUUCAAGACAAAGAUGUUUCGCUGCAUGAGGCGGAGAAACAGCUGAGUCUGCUCAGAGAGAAGUUCACCUUAGAAUCUGAGGAUUUCAAAACCCAGCUGAAUUCAAGUGCGGAAACAAUGAAACAGCUUCAGGGUGAUCUGCGUAAUGCGGUGGAACAGAGUAAUCAGCUCAGUGGGAGGCUUGAAGAACAAGAGGCACAGCUUAAGCAGAAAGUUGAUGAUUAUGUGAGUUUAAGGACAUAUGUUUCAGAGCUGGAGGAUUCCACCACACAGCUCAGAGGUCAAGUUGACAGCCUGACCUCUGAGUCAUCUCUGUUAAAAGAGACCCUGAAAGAGAAAGUCAAGUUCAUCCUUGAGGCACAAAGCACCUCCUCAGCUGUUAGUGAAAGCCUAAAUUCAAAACUCAAAACCAAAGAUACAGAAUGUGAGAGCUUAAAAGAGCAGCUUUCACAUCUCCAAGAGUCUGUUUCAAAGCUCAAUACCAAAGAUGCAGAAUGUGAGUGCUUAAAAGAGCAGCUUUCACAUCUCCAAGAGUCUGUUUCAAAGCUCAAUAGUAGCCUCAGUGCCCAAUCCUCUGAAGUGGCACGACUUCAACAAGCCUUAGAGGAAAGAGGGACUGCCGUUAUGGACCAGUCAAAGGCCCUUCAGGAGCUGCAGAGAAGGGCAGAUGAAGCAGCCCUCUUCAAAACCCAGUUCAUGGAGAGCACAGAGUUGGUGUCACAACUGCAGGAUCAGAUACAGGAACUCUCCACUAAGUCUGCAAGCCUCAGCCAGUCGGCAGAGGAGAACCAAAGUGCCUUUGUAAAUCUUCAGGAGAAGUAUGCUACUCAUUUAGAGGAGCUCCAGGAAGCUCGGACGAUGCUUUCUCAAAGGGCCGAGGAGAUGUCCAGUCUUAACAAGUCCCUCAGUGAAAGCAACAGCACAGUUCAGGCAGCAGAAAGCACCAUAGAGGUGCUGAGGAAUGAGUCUUCCUUGCUACGUCAAGACCUUCGGCAAAUCCAAACACUGAAUGUCGACCUUUCAAAACAAAAGGAAGACGCCCUUGCUACCCAUCAAAGGAGCACCUCAACAUUCACUGUCGAAAUUGAUAGACUAAAAUCUCAGUAUUUGCAUGUGGCUGCUCAGGUAAAUGCACUGACAGAAAAUCUUGAGCAGAGAGAGAUGUCUCUUCAUGCCAUUAACAGUCAGUACACAGCCCAGGUGAAACAGGCAGAGCACGUAGUGUCAGAAAUGCAGAAACUAGAAGAGCAAAAUAAGAAGCUAAGAGAGGAGAUAGCUCUGUCAAAGCAAGAAAAUCAACAGCGGCUGGAUGCAGCAAUCAGUGAAAAAGAACGUCUGCAGCAAGAAGUUCAGAAACUCAUAAUUGAGAGAGAUGAACACGGCAAGAGCUACAGCAGCCAGAUACAAACAAUGCAGGAGCAGUUGCAUCUCCAAAAGCAGCAGCAAUCCAGCAGCAUGAAUGAAGUCAUGGAGAAAAUGGUGGCUGAGAAGGAAAGACUACAGGUUGAGGAGACGAGACAGAGGGUGGAUGAGCUGCAGAGCGCCUUGCAGCAGGCACAGGCCUUCAAACUGCAGACUGAAGCAGAAGUCAGCGGGUACCAGGCAGAGCUGGCUGAACUGAGGUCUGAGAGUAGCAGGCUGCAGGCUGAGUGCCAGCGUCUGGCUGGGGAGAGGAAGGAGACCAUGGCCCUGGUGGGGAAGGAUGUGUCUGAUGACCCGUCACUGACCCAGCUCCAGGCAGAGAGAACUCAGCUGCAGAGUCACCUGCAGCGCUGCCUCUAUGAGAUCCAGCAGAGAGAUCUGCACUGCCAGCAGCUCAACGCCAAGCUGCAGCAGGUGGUGGAGGAGAAAGGGGGUGUGUCGGCUCAGCUGAGGGCAGUGUCUCAGACGCUGAGAGACACCCAGAACCGCUGCUAUUGGCUGGAGAACCAGGCCCUGCCUAACCAGCACCACCAGGGCCUUGCAAAGCAGGGGGCGGUGUCUGUAGAAGUGCCUCCGGGAGCUCCCCAGGGGAGGAGCAGUGCUGUGGUAGACAUGGAAGCACUGGAGGCCGGCGAGCUCAGGACCAGGCUGGUGGAGGUGGAGCAGAGCGUGGUUCAGCUAAGUGAGAGUCUGGCUGAAGAGAGGACCAGGAGGGAAGCAGCCGAGGAAGCUCUGGGACUGGCUGAGGACAGAGCCAAGAGCGUUGACUCCAGUCCAUCCAGGACGACCCAGAGAGACUUCAGCAUCCAGCUGGAUACAGAGGAGGAGUGGGAAGCCCUCAUCCUCAACCCCAACGAACCCCUGGUCACACGCAAGGUGAAAGGCGGGAUGCUGGCCUGCAGGCGCUGGCUUCGGGGGCGGAGCCUGUACUGCUCCAAGCUGCUGACAUCACGGGCCCGCUCGCGCUACCUCUUCCUUGGCUACCUGCUGAUUCUGCACGUGGCUGUCCUCAUGUGCCUCACCGGCGCCCUCUAGUGCUGUGGGGUGAAAACAAUCACAAAUUGCAGAUAGAAAUAUAAUUUAUAGAGCAGACUGAGGCACGUUUCCUCCAUGACAAAGACGGUUUGUUCUGCGCAAUGUUUUUCUAUGUAGUUCACUUGACGCUGGGGGUGUUAACAUUGCAGAUACAAAUGUCAUGUGUAGACAAGACACCAUGGCCCGUUUCCUCCACGACAAAGAGGAAUGUCUGUUCUACUCCAUUUCGAGGUAGUUAACCAUGUCUUUUUCCCCUGGAAUCUUAUUCCACCUUUCAGAAUAAGCUGCAGGUUUUUGUCUAGUAUCCAGAGUUUUCAUAAGAGUGAGGGCUUUUGGGGUGUGUCUCAAGUCUUGUAGCUUCUUCGCCUCGCCUCCUUCCCUUGGUUCUCACUGGUCUGAAAAGAAAAUGGACAGCUGAAAGUGGGUCCUUUGGUUAGAUCCUACCUUCUUGUUUUCACCCAUUUUUUUGUCAGAUCAGUGCAGACGGAGGCGAGAGGAAGAAGACUGUUAUUGACUAUUAAGACUCAGCUUUUGGAGUGUCUCAGGAGAAAGUGCCGUUUCGAUCCUGUCUGUUAUGUGUUAAAGCCUGAGACGGAACAGAAAGCCAUAUCCAUUCUACAUGAACGCUAGCCUAAGACGUGCGUACGUACGUACGUGUGUGUGUGUGUGUGUUUGAAACACAUUUGUGUGCGCAGGUGUGUGUGUUCAUUUGCACGUGUACAAGAAAUAAACACUAGUCCACUGUAACCUCAUUUAGAUUCCCCUUGGAGAACAAAGACUGGUGUAAGUCUAAGAUGAUUCAUCAACAACAUGAUGGAACUGCCCCACUCAGACUGAUGCUGAUGUCUGGCAAGACACAGAUACGGUAUUUCAGGAGAGAAGGGUGGAAAAGGCCAAUAGUACUAUUUCUGCAAAGAUGCCUAUGUAAUUGCACUGCUGCUCAACCCUUCUCCCCAAUACCAAACCCACUGUGUGCUCAACCUGGCACGACCAGGCCAUGGCACAAUGUUCCCUUUGGCACCCCCUGGUGUCUCCUGGGUAAUAACUGUCUCAUGGUGGCCUUGGCACAAUUCUAAGGUCUAUUCUAUAGCUGCUGCAUUCAAAGCUAUGCACUAAAACUCCCAAUUGUAUGCAUCUCAUUUCACAUCAGGGGGUGUUUUUUUCCCCUUCUCUCCUUCAGCAAAGAUAUUCAACAUAAUAUAGGGCCAGGAGUUUUAUCUGACCACGUGUCCUGAUAAGGAAAUACUGAUCUGGACCCUAGUAAUAUGAUCUAACUGGCCCCUAGUAAUAGGAUCUAACUGGACCCUAGUAAUAGGAUCUAACUGGACCCUAGUAAUAGGAUCUAACUGGACCCUAGUAAUAGGAUCUAACUGGACCCUAGUAAUAGGAUCUAACUGGACCCUAGUAAUAGGAUCUAACUGGCCCCUAGUAAUAGGAUCUAACUGGCCACAAGUAAUAGGAUCUAACUGGCCACAAGUAAUAGGAUCUAACUGGACCCUAGUAAUAGGAUCUAACUGGACCCUAGUAAUAGGAUCUAACUGGACCCUAGUAAUAGGAUCUACUGGACCCUAGUAAUAGGAUCUAACUGGACCCUAGUAAUAGGAUCUAACUGGACCCUAGUAAUAGGAUCUAACUGGCCACUAGUAAUAGGAUCUAACUGGACCCUAGUAAUAGGAUCUAACUGGACCCUAGUAAUAGGAUAUAUCUGGCCCCUAGUAAUAGGAUCUAACUGGACCCUAGUAAUAGGAUCUAACUGGACCCUAGUAAUAGGAUCUAACUGGCCCCUAGUAAUAGGAUCUAACUGGACCCUAGUAAUAGGAUCUAACUGGACCCUAGUAAUAGGAUCUAACUGGCCCCUAGUAAUAGGAUCUAACUGGUCCCUAGUAAUAGGAUCUAUCUGGAACCUAAAGGUUUUACCUUGUCAGAUCACAUGGUCCGAAGAAUAUCCUCCUACCCCGUUUGUGAGCAUGUACCCUGGUAAGUGUGUAAGUAAGAUGUUGUAUUUAAGGGUGGAGUGUAAAAGGGUGCGAGUGUGCACCCUUGAAAGUCUACUGUGUGUAUUUAUGUAUCUGUAUUUGUUGCUCUGUGCCCCCCAAUGCUCUGUUGUUCACUGUACAUUUCUACUUCAUCUGUUGAUUGAUUACAUGCUGAUUUAAUCACUUGAUUGAUAGUGCAGGGUGGCAAUUCACAAAGCAGGAGACAAUAUGUCAGCCAUCUUACUUUGAGACAAUUUGGGAUAUAUUUCGUAUUUCUCUGGUUCGUAUCUCAUCUGUUUCAAGUUUAGCAUGGGAAGUACUGAGAGAAUGUCAUACUUAUAACAAGUGUGUUUUACCUCUCUGCACUAGGAAAUAUGAAGCCUGAGUGACAAGCUGUUUGUUUGUGCCAUCAUGCCAACUCUUUCUCACUCAUUGUUAUACCAAACACGUUUGGCUUGACAAUGAGCAAUGGAGUUGGCCAGAACACAAACAGAUUUGGGACCAGGAUAGGAAAUCUGGUGUUUAAGAAUAUUUACGGUAGUUAGCCAGCUGAGCUAAAAACAUUGCUCCUGCUUUGUGGGAUACCACCAUAGAGAAUGAUAGAGGCCUCUAGUGGCCAAAAGGCUGAAUUAGCAUGGGCAGCGCCAUUGAGGGCUUCCACCAUUUUAAUGUAGUCAACUGGGUUGGACUUCCAACUUCAUUGGCUGAUCCCUCCUGGUGACCCUGUUGGAGUCAUGUCCAACCGGGUCAUUAGGAGGGAUCAGCUAAUCGUGAAGAAGAAGAUUGACUACUUCAAUGGCACUGCCCAUGCUGUCAGACGCUGUAAUGGCACAGAUACAAAGAUAAUGGAUACCACCCUGUUCUAACGUUGGUGUUGUGGUCCUGAUUGUCUGUAUAUAUGUUGUGAUUGAGGAAAGGAUGACAAAAUACAUCUAUUUAUAAGAGGAAAUGCUACUGAGUGAAACCGAAUUGUCAUAUUUUCUAAAUAGGCUCUAUUUUUUAGAAGUCAAAUCGUUUGGACAGCAAUUACUAUCCUAUCCAGGCAUUAAUGGGUUCAAUACCUUGAGGUUGACUUUCACGAAGAAAGGAAUUUUAAUAAAUCUGUUUGAAAAACA